AUGGCUAAACUUGCAUAUGGCAUCGCAGUGAAGGUCCUGGAGCAACUUGGAUCCCGUACUUUCCAAGAGAUCAGCUCAGCAUGGGGCGUUCGAAGUGAUCUGAAGAAGCUUGAGCUCACUGUGGCCACCAUUAAAGCCGUACUCUUAGAUGCUGAGGAGAAGCAAGUAAGCGACCAUAGGCUGACGAUUUGGGUAGGGGAGCUCAAAGACGUUCUUAAUGAUGCCGAGAAUGUGCUGGAUGAAUUUCACUACCGAGUCCUGCAAAAGGAAGUCAUGAGGAGAUACGGGAGCACUAGCAAAAAGGUGUGUCAUUUCUUUUCUACUUCUAAUCCACUUGUAUUCCGUUUUGAAUUGGCGCAUAAAAUCAAGGAUAUUAGGAAGAGGGUUGAUGAUAUUGCAGCCCUUAAGGAUAAAUUCAACCUAGCCGAACGACUCGAGGAUAGGAAGAUCAUAAAUAUGCACCAGAGGAGGGACAUGACCCACUCCUUUGUUAAUCCUCGGAAUGUCAUCGGUAGGGAUGAUGACAAGGAAGAGAUCAUAUAUCUUUUUAUGGACCCAUUUGAAAAUGCUGGUAGAAAUGUCAAUGUACUUCCUAUAGUUGGGAUUGGAGGUGUAGGGAAGACCACACUUGCCAGGUUCGUGUACAAUGAUGAACGGGUAGUUAGCCAUUUUCAAUUGAGGAUGUGGGUGUGUGUGUCCGAGGAUUUUAAUGUUACAAGGUUGAUAAAAGAAAUCCUUAAAUCAGCAAAAGUUACAACUGAUGAAAACUUGGGUAUUGAUCAAUGGCAAGCUAGCUUAAGAGAACUUUUAAAAUAUAAGAAAUUUCUACUUGUCUUGGAUGAUAUUUGGAAUGAAAAUCGUAAUAAAUGGAUUGAAUUGGAAGAUUUGUUACUUGGAGGUUGUAAUGGAAGUAAAAUCAUAGUGACAACAAGGAAUGACUCAGUUGCUACCAUUAUGGGCACUACUCCCACGUACAAUUUAGAUGGCCUAUCACAAGAGGAUUGUUUGUCUUUGUUUGUGACAUUGGCAUUUCAAGAAGGAGAAGAAAAACAAUAUCCAAACCUCUUAGAAAUUGGAAAAGAAAUUGUUGAAAAAUGUAAAGGGGUUCCAUUGGCUGUAAAGACUUUAGCCGGCCUACUCUAUUCAAAACUUGAUGAAUGUGAGUGGAAAUUCAUUAGAGAUAAUGAGAUAUGGCAUUUAGAACAGAAUGAGGGUGACAUCUUACCCGCAUUGAGGCUCAGUUACAAUCAGUUGCCACUUCAUUUGAAGCAAUGCUUUGCCUAUUGUUCUCUUUUUCCCAAGGAUUAUGAAUUCUUUAGCAUUGAAUUGAUUCAAUUUUGGAUGGCACAUGGAGCUCUUCAAUCACAUGAAAAUAAAGAGCUUGAAGAUAUUGGUGACUUGUAUAUUAAGGAGUUGUUGUCAAGAUCUUUCUUUCAAGAUGUUAAUGAAGACUUGUAUUGCUGUUCAUUUGUAAUGCAUGAUCUUAUGCAUGAUCUUUCACUCUCAGUUGCACAAGGUGAGUGUCUAACCGUUACCAAGAAGUCAGUCAUUGAUGAAAAAGUUCGUCAUCUGUCAUUUGUAGACAAUGGCCUGGAAUUUGUGACGCCCUUACAAAAGCUUAGUAGAGUGCAAACUAUUUUUUUCCAAAUUGAAUUACCAUUGUCCUUAGUUGAAGCAUGCAUCUCAAGAUUUAAGUACUUGCGUGUACUUGAUUUGAGUGUAUCAUCUUUUGAGGUGUUGUCAAGUUCUAUUGGCGCUCUAAAGCAUUUGAGAUAUCUUAGCCUAUCUUGUAAUUGGAAUCUCAAGCAACUUCCUAAUUCCAUUUGCAAGCUUUACAAUUUGCAAACUUUACUACUUGAUGGUUGCAUCAAUCUUGAACGAUUGCCCAAAGAUAUAAGGAACAUGAUCAACCUUAAGGUUUUGGUAGUAACAACAAAGCAUACAUACUUGUCAGAGAAUGUUGUAGGUUGCUUGAAGUCUCUUCGUACCUUUAUUGUUGUUCGAUGUCCAAGUCUAAGAUGCUUGUUUGAAGGGAUGGACGGGUGCCUCUCCAACCUUCGAACAUUGGUUGUUAAGGCUUGUCCAAAAUUGACCUCUUUGUCACUCAAUAUCAAACACCUAACUGCCCUAGAGACCCUGAUAAUUGACAAUUGCGAAGAGCUUAAUUUGAUAGAAGAAGACAGUCAAGAUAUCAAGUUGAGCCUCCAAAAAUUGAAGAUUGUCACUUCACAUAAGUUUGCAGUUUUUCCCCAAUGGCUCCAAGGAUCUGCCAACACUUUACAACACCUAGAGAUUGAAGAAUGUUACAAUUUCAUGGCCUUGCCAGAUUGGUUUCCGAGUUUGAAAUCACUUCAGACACUUAUAAUUAUUGAUUGUCCUAAGUUGUCAUCUCUCCCAGAGGGUAUGCAAGGUCUCACUACUUUAAGAGAAUUAAUAAUUAGAGAUUGUCAAUUUUUAACUAGAGAACGCAUACAAGAAGAUUGGUCCAAGAUUGCUCAUAUAUCAGAGAUUGAUCUCGAUGAGGACAGUGACAGUGAAAGUGCAUCAGAAAUGGAUGAUGACAUGAGCGUAGAUUUACGAGAAGAAGAUGAUGGGGGAAGUUCACAUGAAGAAAAUGAUGAGGUAAAAUCUUCAUCUUCUUUUUCUACUCUUAUCUUAUGGGUCUUAACAAUGACACUUAUCUAA
Messenger RNA from Quercus lobata, 2685 nucleotides. RefSeq names its product putative disease resistance protein RGA4. The transcript has a single exon. Gene Ontology annotation, molecular function: ADP binding. The record is from RefSeq and is a predicted model, not a curated record. Lineage: Eukaryota; Viridiplantae; Streptophyta; Magnoliopsida; Fagales; Fagaceae. Bases 1 to 2685 code for a protein of 894 amino acids.